GUUCCUUCUCUUAUCUCAAUUUUCAGCGUCAUUUCUGGUUGGGGUUUGUUUUGUAUAAUUCUGCUAUGGAUAAGGAUAAAUCUACAAACCACGGUGGAGGCUUACCACCUCCCUCAGGCCGUUUCUCGGGUUUUUCUUCGAGCGGGAAUCCGAGCACUUUCAAUGUGAAAACUGAGCCGGCUUCAUUGGCAGUCUGUUUUCCAAUGGCGGGUUCUAGUUCUGAAGCUGGACAUUUCUGUCACGGGGCGUAUUCUAAAACUAUUAAAGGUGCAUUUGUCGUAUUUUACAUGGACACCGCUGAUUUCUGUGACUGCUACAUGAUCAUAGUUCAAGGUGCAAAAAAUGUCAUCAAUGCUUGCCGAGAAUGCAAAGUUAGACGACUUGUGUAUAACAGUUCUGCAGAUGUUGUCUUUGAUGGUUCACAGGAUAUACAUAAUGGUGAUGAAUCUUUAACAUGCCCUUGGAAAUUUCAGGAUAAGAUGAUUGACCUUAAAGCUCAAGCAGAAGCACUGAUUGUGUUUGCCAACAAUAUUGAUGGUCUUUUAACAUGUGCACUUCGUCCUCGUAAUGUCUUUGGUCCUGGCAAUGCACAGCUUGUACCUCUCUUAGUAAAUUUUGCAAAAUGCGGUUUGGCAAAGGUUUGACAACUUUAACAAUUUAUUGAUCUUCUUUUUUCUUUUUCUUUUUCUUUUUCUUUAUCUUUUUUUUUUCUAAGGCAACAUUCUAUUUUGGGAACUUCCUUUAGUUAUACAAUCUGUAUUAAUGUUAAUUCAUUCUAACACAAUAAUAUUUCAAUAGUAACUAAAACUGAAAUGAACUUGUGUUCCUUAA
Rubroshorea leprosula is the source of this 831-nucleotide messenger RNA. The record is from the annotation of a GenBank genome assembly. Lineage: Eukaryota; Viridiplantae; Streptophyta; Magnoliopsida; Malvales; Dipterocarpaceae.